Kazachstania africana CBS 2517 is the source of this 1488-nucleotide messenger RNA. It is a transcript of the gene MMT2, whose product is annotated as Mmt2p. Lineage: Eukaryota; Fungi; Ascomycota; Saccharomycetes; Saccharomycetales; Saccharomycetaceae. The record is from RefSeq and is a predicted model, not a curated record. Gene Ontology annotation, biological process: transmembrane transport; monoatomic cation transport. The coding region runs from base 1 to 1488 and encodes 495 amino acids. The transcript has a single exon. Gene Ontology annotation, cellular component: membrane. Gene Ontology annotation, molecular function: monoatomic cation transmembrane transporter activity.
AUGCUACGACUCAAUAUUUUAAGUCUGCCGGCUAGUAAACUGAAAUACUCCAGAAAUGUUGCACGCAUAUUGAAUAAACCGAGUAUACGUGCAUUUCACGUUUCAUUGACCGUAAGGUAUGUGGACGAAAAUGUCACACGCUCUUCAAAGGCAGCUACCAUCGAGGAUAAGAAAACAAAAGACAAGCGUACUGCCUUAAACCCGGCAGAUAAUCUGGCAAAUGCCUUUAAAACUCACGACCAUGUACACAUGAGACAGUCAGAGACAGAACAAAAUGAUUCGUAUCAUUUAGGGUCUAACAAACAUAUUUCAAGAAUUUUAUCCAAUCAGCCGAUUCUGGCCUCAAAUAACAAUACCAAUAUGUCACAGAGUCAUGGUCACACACAUACUCAUGAUGCAAAUCCAUUUCUUUUACUAAGUACAGAGGAAAUCAAAAAACAUCCAGGGGUACGAAUAACAUGGAUAGGGCUGGCGAUCAAUGUAGGUAUUGCUCUUGGCAAAUUCGUGGGUGGGAUUGUGUUCCACUCCCAGGCCCUUUUGGCUGACUCUGUACACGCUGCCAGCGAUCUGAUAUCAGAUCUCCUGACUUUGUUCUCAGUAAAGUUUGCCUCUAAGAAAGCCACUGCUGACUUCCCAUACGGUUAUGGUAAGGUUGAAACAGUGGGUUCACUGGCUGUCUCUACAAUUUUAGCAUUAGCAGGUGUAUCUAUUGGCUGGAGUUCGUUGUGUGCUAUCGUUGGACCUAUAAUUCCUCAUACACUUAUUGAAAUAUUUAGUAGUUUUAUGGGACAUUCACAUGGACAUUCACACGGAGUAGUAGAGGGUAUGACUAACAUCAACGCUGCAUGGAUUGCAGGUGGAUCCAUUGUUGUUAAAGAAUGGAUAUUUCAAGCUACUAAAAAGAUUGCCAUUAGUACAAAUUCCAACGUUUUAAUGGCAAACGCUUGGCACCAUAGAGUAGAUUCUUUAACAUCACUUGUAGCUCUAGUUGCAAUUACCUCCAGUUAUUUAUUCCAUGUACAAUCGUUGGAUGCGCUCGGUGGUGUACUUGUAUCCGGUUUAGUCAUUAAGGCCGGUGGUGAAGGCAUGAUGUCCGCCAUAAGAGAAUUGACGGACCAGUCACUUCCGAAUACUGAUGACCGCUACAUCAAGUUACAAGACACUAUCAAAGACUCCUUGACUGAGCUCAUAUCGAACAAUAAUUCCGAUAACCCAUAUAGUAUCAAAAGGUUAACAGUUCUCUCGUCUGGACCGAAUCUACGUGCCGUAGUAGUUUUACAAGUACCCCAGCAGAAAUGGGAUAAUAGAUUAGGAAUCGACGAAUUUGAAAACGUCACAAAGUAUUUACGAGGUAUAGUUAAGAAGAACGUGCCAAACAUCAAUAAGAUAGAUGUUGAGUUUGUGGAAGAGGCUGAAGGUACUGAAAUACUCGAGAAUGAUAUUGAAUUGCACGAGGAACACCACCAUCAUCACACGCAUGAACAUUAG